Messenger RNA from Hermetia illucens (black soldier fly), 1560 nucleotides. It is a transcript of the gene ppan, whose product is annotated as protein Peter pan. The coding region runs from base 110 to 1501 and encodes 463 amino acids. Gene Ontology annotation, cellular component: preribosome, large subunit precursor. The transcript has 4 exons. Gene Ontology annotation, biological process: ribosomal large subunit assembly; rRNA processing. The record is from RefSeq and is a predicted model, not a curated record. Gene Ontology annotation, molecular function: rRNA binding. NCBI's taxonomy places the organism in Eukaryota, Metazoa, Arthropoda, Insecta, Diptera, Stratiomyidae.
GUUUUGCCGCGUUUGACACUUGAGUUGACGAGGUCUCUUGCACGUGGUUGGUGGUUGUUGCGGUGCUAGGAAGGGUUUUUGGAAUUUUAUAGCAGAACAAUUGAGAAUCAUGGCCCGUAAAAAGAAGGGGCGUUCGCUAAAAAAGAACCACCAAGUGGCAGGGGAAGAAGGCGCGGAAGUUUUACAAGCGCCACACUCAUUCGUUAUACAUCGCGGGCUCGCUUGUCCUUACAUUCAGGAUCUAACCAUGGACUUCCGUCGAAUUAUGGAACCUUUUACUGCAAUUAAUUUACGAGAACGAAAAUCUAACAAAAUUAAAGAUUUUGUCUCAUUAUCUGGACAUUUUCAUGUGUCACAUAUGUGCAUAUUCAAUAAGACGACAACACAAUUGUCUAUGAAAAUUGUACGACUCCCGCGUGGACCAACGUUGACUUACAAGAUCCACCAAUAUACUCUUGCAAGGGAUGUCCUUGCUUCCUCACGAAAGCAAUUUUUCGACGAGGAUUCAUUCCAUCAUGCACCGUUGGUAAUCAUGAAUAAUUUCGUUGGUGAAGGAAAACACUUGAAACUGAUGGCGACCACGUUCCAAAACAUGUUUCCAACCAUUAACCUGGCGACAGUUAACUUAGCAACGAUCAAACGAUGUGUUUUAUUUUCAUAUAAUCCAGUUACAAAGUUGGUUGACAUGAGGCAUUAUAGCGUUGUUGCAGUCCCUGUGGGAUUAUCACGAGGCGUUAAAAAGGUUGUACUUGGAAAAGUACCAAAUUUAUCAAAAUGCGAGGAUAUUGCAGAUUUAUUUUCUGGUGGGGCUGUAUCGGAUUCUGAAUUUGAAGAUGAUGAAGCAAGUCAAGUUGUCCUACCGCAAGAUUUAAAGCGUAAAGGAAAUUUAGAGAACAAUAAAUCGGCGAUUCGUCUGUAUGAAAUCGGGCCCAGAAUUACAUUCGAACUCGUGAAAAUUGAGGAAGGUCUUCUGACAGGUGAAGUACUUUACCAUGAAACCAUUGUGAAAACCGAGGAGGAAAUCGAAGCAAUACGGAAACAACGUGAAAAGAAAAAGAAAUUGAAAGAAUAUCGAAAGAAGGUUCAAAGUGAGAAUAAGGCGAGGAAAGAAGAAAUGAAAAAUUCUGCAAAGAAAAGAGCGGGCGUGGAAGGAAAUAAGGCAGGACAAACUUUUGAAGUAGAAGAAAGUGUUAAUGAUGAACCGGAUAAUGAUGCUCUGUAUUACAAGGAGGAAGUUGGCGAGGAACCAGAUGAAGAAUUAUUCAAACACUCUGAAGAAAAUUCACGGAAAAGAGUUCGACUGCCGAAACAUAUAUCUGGUAAAAAGCGGAAAUUCGAUAAAAAGUCAAAAGAUGAAAGAGAUGAUAAAUAUAAGAAGGAAGGCGGCUGGAAGAGUAGAAAGGGAGACGGACAAAGGCAAGAACGGAAGUUCACAUUUAAAACAAAAGCUGGCAUGAAAAUGAACCGAGUUAAAUCGUCGAAAGGAAAAAAGUUUAGAUAGGAUUGUAAUUUUGCUAAACAUAAAUAUGUAUAAAUAUAUUGUUUUAGUUUUACGGAAAA